This is a messenger RNA of Selaginella moellendorffii, 721 nucleotides long. RefSeq names its product transcription elongation factor SPT4 homolog 2-like. Gene Ontology annotation, biological process: chromatin organization; mRNA processing; regulation of transcription elongation by RNA polymerase II. NCBI's taxonomy places the organism in Eukaryota, Viridiplantae, Streptophyta, Lycopodiopsida, Selaginellales, Selaginellaceae. Gene Ontology annotation, molecular function: RNA polymerase II complex binding; zinc ion binding. Gene Ontology annotation, cellular component: DSIF complex; nucleus. The record is from RefSeq and is a predicted model, not a curated record. The transcript has 5 exons. Bases 1 to 327 code for a protein of 108 amino acids.
AUGGGAGCUACGUCGCGGUCGAUUCUUCCAGUCGCUCAGCUGCCGCUUUCGCUGUCCGCCGGGCUCCCAUCCGGCAAGAAAUCGUCCUACGUCGCCUGUCUUGGCUGCCAUUUGGUGAAAUCGCAGCUCCAGUUCGCGACGGACGGCUGUGAGAACUGCGGGAAUUUCUUCGGGAGCGUGGAGGAGAGCACCACUUCCCUCUUCACCGGCGUCGUGUCGAUCAUGGAUUCCAGCCAGAGCUGGGUCGCGAAGUGGAUGAGGAUCGAAAGGCUCCUUCCCGGAUGCUAUGCCAUCACUGUGGAAGCGCCCGCGGCUGGAGAAGCGUGAUUUCCAUUUCUCUCCAGAGACGCCUCGAACGAUUGAUCUCAAAUUCCCGCGUCGGUGAUAGCCGUCCGAUCUUGACCACAUUACGUACAAUCCGUAUGUUAUCCGUACCACUUUGUCGUACACUAUUUUUGUGUUCUUCCGUUAAGUGCUAUGAGUGUAAAGAGGCUCAAGCUCAGUGAUUUGCCGAGUUGCGGGAAGUAGGCAGGACCUGGAUCGGGACUUCGAGGGUUUGACUGCUGAUCAACUACGUUAUGGGCGAUUAAGCGUGAGCAUCGAAACGGCCAUAGAACCAGCCAGUGAUCCGAGCAAGAAGACAAUGCAUGGCGAAUCACCACGAGCAAUAAACUGUACUAAAGUUUUGUUUGUUUAAACAUAAAAUGAAAUCGGGAAACUA